Molecule: messenger RNA, 918 nt
Organism: Suillus discolor
Lineage: Eukaryota; Fungi; Basidiomycota; Agaricomycetes; Boletales; Suillaceae
Exons: 10
Coding region: 1-918 (305 amino acids)
Source: RefSeq, a predicted model, not a curated record
AUGCUCUGCUGGGUAGUAAAUGGGUAUUGUUCUGGUUCAGUCCUCUGUCAUUUUGGUGGUAUGGCGCCUAAGCGCUGUCAUGCGGAGCCGAAGCACUACCGAGUAAGGUAUGUAAAGAUAUAUGGAACUUGGUGGACAGUGGAUGGAUGCUUCUGGAUGGCUGGCGCUAUAGGGCGCUCAAGCGUGGGAAAGCGCGCGCGCAUAUACAUCGUGAAGCGCGGGAAGUUGCGCGCACAUUGUGCGAUGCGCGGGAAAGCUGCGCCUCAUGUAGGAAUAGCUGUAGGAAGCAUACAGAGUGAUGCUACAAUGCAGAUAUGGGUAUGUGUACAGGUUUUCCUUCCGGGUAUCAACAACCCUGUGAGGGUAAACCUGCGGGUGUCAAGAAGGAGGAGUGGAUGUUGGGAUCCAACGAAUCCAAAGGAGAGACCGCUGAAGGGACAAGAGCCGAGGGAGAGACACAGCAACUGGCCAAAGGAUAGAGCCAGAGGAGAGGACAUCGAGUGCGAGUACAUCCAAACAGAGAAUGGGAACGACGUGUCAUGGUUGGCUCGUAUGGGUAGGGGUGCAGGUAUCAUAAUAUCCGACCUGUACCCAUACCACACACAUACCCGUACCCCACACCUGCACGGUUCCCUAGUCGGCUCCACUCCAAGUGCUCGACAGCCCCAAAGCCCUGAACCCGCACCUGCAAGUUCCAGUGCACAUGAACUCUCACCUGCUCAAAAAACCCAGGAUCCUCCACCACCCACCGUUCUCACUCCCGAACUAAAUCUUGGCCAGUCUUUCAACUCAGGCACUGCAAAGUCUGAAGCACUUGACCUGAAGCUUGUCAAGGCAGCCUUACUUGUGGAUGCAACAAGCGAAGGUGGCAUUGUGAAUCUUUACUUGGGUGUCAGAGAAAGACCACUGUCUUACUAG